AUGCCAGUAAGUGAUUUUCCUCCGGCAAAAACGAUAACCGUCUACAGGAACGGAGACGCCUUCUUCCCCGGAAGGAAAAUGGCGGUAAACCCGCGGCAGGUGUCGAACUUUGACAGCUUUUUGAAUUCUCUGACCAGAGGAAUUGAAGCUCCGUUUGGAGCGGUGAGGAAGUUGUACACUCCCGUGGAGGGCCGUAAAAUUCGCAGCUUGGAGGAGUUAAAACACGGUAGUGCGUAUGUGGCAGCCGGAAAUGAGCAGUUUAAAAGGCUGGACUACGGUGAGAUAACAACCAAGAAGCCAGAGAGUAAGAAAAAACAACAGAUCCAGCCUGUUGUUCACAGCACAAUAGUAGUUUCUGCUCGGUGGAGGAGAACUUCGGAUGAGUCUUGCACGAUAAAUGUCUUCACCAAUGGGCAUAUAUUGGUGCCUCCUGCUCGAAUACGGAUCCCAAAGUACACGCUCAGAAGAUGGGAGAAUGUUUUAGCCAUGGUGACCGAGAGGGUGCGUCUUCGUACUGGUGCUGUGCACAGGCUUUACACGUUAGAUGGACAUCCUGUCUGUGCUUCCACUGAGCUGGAGAACAACCAGCACUAUGUUGCAGUUGGCGCAGAGAGGUUUAAAGCUCUACCGUAUGACCACUGCACCUCUGGAGUUUUAGUCAGGGACAACACCGUUCAAAGUCAAGACGUCCUGCCUCCAAUUAGAAAGAAAAGACAUGCAAAGGAUGUGUUUCCACACACAGGCUUUGGUGUGGACCUUGAGCACACAGCCAGGGGCCAGAUGAAGAAAUACACGGCAAAGCCAGAGAGAACCAAACAACAGAGGCAGGUGUCCAGAGACACAGUUCUCUUCUCAACAUGGGGGGGCAGUGUGUUCAAUGCACGAAACAAAAGGAACGAGAUGGCGGGAGCAGCGGAGGUGAAGGAGGACCUCCAGCUCAAGGUGGACCUGCCAAUUGAUCAGGUUAAGGCCAAGACAGUCGAGGAGGAGAAUGAAGCUGGGAGUUGUUCCACGAAUCCUUGCAAAGCCCGUCUCCAUGAUUCAGACGCCUUGUGUUUGCAGAGGUCUCUGUCUGCAGGUUCCAGGAAAGAUGGCGCCGGUUGUGAGCUGCCUCGUACCCCGGUGCAUUAAGACCGUGCAUGCCAUGCCUCUCCCCCUGCCGCUUCGCC
Solea senegalensis (Senegalese sole) is the source of this 1169-nucleotide messenger RNA. Its product is annotated as doublecortin domain-containing protein 2C. Bases 1 to 1131 code for a protein of 376 amino acids. The record is from RefSeq and is a predicted model, not a curated record. The transcript is spliced from 10 exons. Gene Ontology annotation, biological process: intracellular signal transduction. Lineage: Eukaryota; Metazoa; Chordata; Actinopteri; Pleuronectiformes; Soleidae. Gene Ontology annotation, cellular component: microtubule; microtubule organizing center.